This is a messenger RNA of Dipodomys ordii (Ord's kangaroo rat), 692 nucleotides long. Its product is annotated as probable N-acetyltransferase CML1. The transcript has a single exon. The record is from RefSeq and is a predicted model, not a curated record. NCBI's taxonomy places the organism in Eukaryota, Metazoa, Chordata, Mammalia, Rodentia, Heteromyidae. The coding region runs from base 9 to 692 and encodes 227 amino acids. Gene Ontology annotation, molecular function: N-acetyltransferase activity.
ACCUCCCCAUGGCUCCUUAUCACAUCCGCAAGUACCAGGAGAGCGACCACACACAGGUCCUGGCCUUGUUCACCAGUGGCAUGGAAGAGCACAUCCCUGCCACCUUCCGCCACGUGCUGAGGCUGCCCCGAACCUUCCUGCUCUUACUUGGGGUACCUAUUGCUCUACUCCUGGUCUAUGGCUCAUGGAUCUUGGCUGGUUGUUGCACCUGCAUGCUUCUUCUUUUCCUGUGGUUCAUUGCAGAAUACCCUUGGAGGCAGUAUGUGUCCACCUGUUUGCGCACAGAUCUGGCUGAUAUCACCAAGUUCUACCUGAGCUCCCGUGACUCCUGCUUCUGGGUGGCUGAGUGUGAGGGGCAGGUGGCGGGCAUGGUGGGUGUCCUGCCUGUCAAGGAUUCUCCCUUGGGGAAGAAGCAGUUAGAGCUGCUGCACAUGUCUGUGGCCUUGGAGCACCGGGGAAAGGGGAUAGCUAAAGCUCUGGCCAGGACUGUUCUCCAGUUUGCCCGGGACCAGAGCUGCAGUGAAGUUGUCCUUGAGACCACAAUGAUGCAACAUGGGGCUCUGGCUCUCUAUCAGGGAAUGGGAUUCCAGAAGACUGGCCAGUCAUUUUUUACCAUACUAAGAAGGCUAGUAGAUAUACCUACAUUUCAACUAAUGUACUGUCUCCCUACUGUUCAGAGGGUGGACCUAUAA